AUGUCCAAGCUCUCUACUCUUCCUGCACCUCUCUCUCGCAGCGAUAAGACAUGGGGCAGAGUCCUCAUUUGCGGCGGCACCGACUGGCCACGCCUGGGCAAGAAGGACAAGGGAGGGAAGAAGGGACAAGAGGAUGGCAGCGCCAACACCUCUCCUGAUCUCCUCGAGCCCCACAUCCUCCGCUCGCUGAGCAACAUCAAGGCCGCGUCCAUCCACACCUCAUGCGUCUCCUGCUAUUGCAUCGUCAUAGACGUCGACGGCGCGGCAUGGAUGUUCGGGCGCAAUGACAAGUCCUGUCUCGGCCUCACGGACGUCGACGCGAUUUCUGAGAACGAACCGCGUCGGGUGACCGCGCAGGACCUUGGCGCGCCGAAGGGCACCCGCCUGGUAACCGCGGGGUGCGGGAAGAGUCACACGCUACUGGUCGGGAGCGAGGGGCAGCUAUGGAGUGCGGGGGCGAAUCAGGCAGGCCAGUGCGGGCAUCCGGCCUGUCCACAAAUAUCGACAUUCAAGCUAGUGAAUGGGCCUAAAUUGGGCGGCGUGAAGGAAAAGGUCGUGCAGGCUGCCGCUGGUAUCACCUUCUCUGUCGUUCUCACGGAGAGCGGGAAAGUAUUUGCCUUCGGAAGCGAAGAGAAGGGCCAGCUUGCCAACGGCCAGGCGGGCGAGCGCAUCGUGUCGGCCGGCAAAUCCGCGUUUGACUAUGAGACGGAACCCAUCCUCGUAAGAGGUCUUGUGGAGCGGAAGAUUGUAAAGAUUGCCUGUGGUUCCCAACAUGCGAUAGCCCUUGACAGCGAAGGGCGUGUAUACGGCUGGGGAUACAACGGGUACUGUCGUCUAGGCCUGGGAAACCAGCAAGACGCGUUGGUUCCCAAGUUAAUCCCUCAGUUCGCGGGCCCCAACGAGCUCACCAUGGCAGCUGAUAUAGCUGCCGGACCCUCGAAUUCAGUUGUUAUUGACAAGCAGAACAUGUACUAUAUGGCUGGAAAGUGGAAGAACACUGGUGACGGAUCCGGAGGCCAACCCUUUUCCACCUUCAAACUCAUCCAGGACAUUAUGGGUUGCAAAAUCGUCCACGCAGCGUGUGGCGGUGUUACGCAUUGGGCCAUCGCUCAGGAAGAGGAGGGAGUGAUGACAAUCACCUUCGGUCAAGGUGCACUGAACGGCGAGCUUGGAUUGGGGCCAAAUGAGCCCAAGAGCUCCACGAAGCCUUUACAACACAAGCCGUUGACAGGUAUCGAUGUGUUGCAAAUCGCGGCCGGUCAAAACACGUCAUACAUACUCGCGCACCCCAACGACAAGUACUCCGACUUGCCCCGACACCCCGCCGAGAUUGACGUACCGGACUUCUGCUUCGUUUGCGAGACGGAUAACGGUGAUGAUGAUCCCCUGCUCGAAUGCGAGAAGUGCGAUUACCCGUUCCAUCUCAAAUGUCUGAGCCCGCCCUUGGACGCUGUUCCCGACGGGGAAUGGUUCUGUCCGGACUGCGAGGCCGAUCCAGGCGCCCCGGUACGUCUUGACGGCGUAAAGCGGAUCCUGCCCAAGGGCAAGAAGGGCAAGGCCACCGAUUUUGACGAGGAACUCGCCGUAGCUGGCCAGAAGCGCAAGGCCUCGUCCCAGGCCGCUCCUACAAAGCGCAAGAAGUAG
Molecule: messenger RNA, 1644 nt
Organism: Trametes versicolor FP-101664 SS1
Lineage: Eukaryota; Fungi; Basidiomycota; Agaricomycetes; Polyporales; Polyporaceae
Product: RCC1/BLIP-II
Exons: 15
Coding region: 1-1644 (547 amino acids)
Source: RefSeq, a predicted model, not a curated record